GAUCAUUUGGUCGCAGAAGGGUACAGAAUCUAAUUAUGAAAUUCAUCACAGUAUUUCUUCUGUCUCUGGAGUACCUUACCUUUGGUGGUGUUGUAAGAUGUUCUGACUUGAAGCUAGUGAAUAAUGGUUAUGAUAAUGUUGUCAUUGCUAUUCACCCAAAGCUUCCAGAAGAUGAAAACCUCAUUACAAAAAUCAAGGACAUGGUGACGUCUGCCUCAUUCUUCCUGUACAAUGCCACCAAACAACGAGCUUAUUUUCGAGGUGUGAAAAUUCUAAUACCCAUCACAUGGACAACAUAUAAAGGCCUUCAAAGACCAACCACGCAAUCCUACGAGAAGGCUGACGUGAUCAUUGCUGAUUCACAUGUGAAGUUUGGUGAUGACCCAUACACUCUCCAGUACGACAGGUGUGGUGAACGGGGCCGGUACAUUCACUUCACCCCGAACUUCAUGCUGAACGACGGUGUGAUCGAUGUUUAUGGCUCACGAGAUCGGGUAUUUGUCCAUGAAUGGGCUCAUCUACAGUGGGGCGUGUUUGAUGAAUACAACGAUUUGGUGCCGUUUUAUUUCUCUAACGGUGAAAUCCUGGCCACGGGGUGUUCAAAAGAGAUAAAGGGAAAGCAUGCUGAAUGCAGGGGAGGAUCCUGUGAUUCCUGCGGGAUUAAUAGCAACACAGGACUCCCAAACAGAGAUUGUAUGUUUUUUCCGGACAAAACGCAAACGACAGCGGCUUCAAUAAUGUAUCUCCAAGGAUUGAAAGAUGUGGUUGAAUUCUGUGAUAACAAGACUCACAAUGCUAAAGCACCCAACAUGCAGAACAAAAUGUGCAAUUACAGGAGCACUUGGGACGUGAUCAGCAAGUCAGAUGAUUUCAAGAAUAACCCUCCGGCUAACAUUCCAUCCCUUGUGCCGAUAAUAACUCUACUAUAUGUCAAGGACCGAGUGCUGUGCUUAGUUCUCGAUGACUCUGGUAGCAUGGGCAACGGAAAUCGUAUUGCUAGGCUCCGACAAGCAGCGUCGAUAUUCCUGCUGCAGAUCAUUGAGGAAGGGUCCCAGGUUGGCAUCGUAACUUUUAAUAGCGUGGCAACUAUUAAAACACAGCUGAAAACAGUUGAUAGUGAAGCGGUUCGGAAGGAACUGAUAGGCUUCCUGCCUCCAAGCGCAUAUGGUGGAACAAAUAUUUGUGCAGGGGUUCGAUCUGCUUUCCAGGUCCUUCGCGGAGAUGACAAAGCUACAAAUGGCGAUGAAAUAGUUGUGCUGACCGAUGGGGAGGACUAUUCUAUAAACACUUGCUUCAACGAAGUGAAACAAAGUGGAGCUAUUGUCCACACCAUCGCAUUGGGACCAAGCGCAGCCAAAGAACUGGGAGAACUAUCAAUUAUGACAGAUGGCUUACAGUUUUCGGCCACAGAUAACGUGGAUGAAAAUGGACUAGUUGAAGCAUUCACCGGAUUAGUAUCAGGCAAUGGUGACAUUAACCAGCAGUCAAUCCAGCUUGAAAGUUCUGGAAAGCUCAUCAGCAGUAAUAGUUGGUUAAACGGUACAGUUUUCAUUGAUAAAACCGUUGGGAACGACACGUUCUUUGUAAUGACGUGGGUGGGAGGUACACCAUCCAUCUUAGUUCGUGAUCCUCGGGGAAAGAUCUACAAUGAUACAAGCUUUGACAUAGACAACGGUUUGAAUACAGGACGACUUGCUAUUCCUGGCACUGCAGAGACAGGAUCAUGGAGAUACUCGAUGAAGAAUGUGGAUUCUGCUAAGCAGGUUCUGAGCAUCACUGUGAUGUCCCGCGCAGCGGAUGCUGGUGUUCCACCUGUCACUGUCAAUGCUCACAUCAAUCAGGAUACAUCAACGUAUCCGAGCCCCCUGGUCAUUUUCGCAGAGGUCAGUCACGGCUUUCUGCCAGUCAUUGACGCUAAAGUGUCAGCCACAGUGGAGCGGGCAGCUGGCAAGUCUAUCAUCGUUGACCUUCUGGACAAUGGCGCAGAUCCUGACGCGGUUGAAAACGAUGGCAUUUAUUCUAGAUACUUUUUUAAUUUUGAUGGAAAUGGACGGUACAGCUUCAAAAUAAAUGUUCAAGGAGAAGAUGGAGUGACAAGAUUAUCGGCCAGAAGGCAUGGUCGUGCCCUGUACAUCCCUGGAUAUGUGCAGAAUGGACAAAUUCAACAAAACCCAUCUCGGCCACCGUCCAUUGGUGACAACACUCAGAAACUGGGAAGUUUUCAGAGAGUUAAAUCAGGUGGCACCUGUUUAGUAAGUAAUGUACCUACAGGAUCUAUUCCUGACGUGUUCCCCCCGAGUAAAAUCAUGGAUCUUAAAGCAACAAUAGUCCACGAUAACAUACAACUGAACUGGACAGCGCCAGGAGACGAUCUGGAUCAAGGAAAUGCAUCCCAUUAUGAAAUAAGGAUGAGCAACAACUUCACACAGCUGAAAAAUCAUUUUCAAUCGACUCACAAGAUUAAUACCACUGGGUUGAAUCCUCAGACUGCAAGCUCCAAGGAAUCGUUUUUAAUCUCUGAGAAUAUUCAAUUGCAAAACGAGACUGAAAUCUACUUUGGUAUCAUUACAUUUGAUAAGGCAAAUCAACCUUCAGCGUUGUCGAAUAUAGCACCGGCUGCCUUGGUAAUGGCGAAUCCAGUUCCACCUACGUCGACCAGCCCACCAAACCAGUCGACCAGCCCACCAAACCAGUCGACCAGCCCACCAAACCAGUCGCAGCCACCGACAACAGCUCAUUCACCUCGUCGAACCACAUCCGUGCACCCUGGCUCAUCCGUGCACCCUGGCUCAUCCGUGCACCCUGGCUCAUCCGUGCACCCUGGCUCAUCCGUGCACCCUGGCUCAUCGUCCCAACCUAAUAACUCUCUGGUGACUGAUGUUACAGCAAUUGUUCUGGUAGUUUGUUGUCUUGUUGUUGUCGUAACUCUGAUCAUUGCCAUAACCGUGUGCAUUGUGGCUACCAGAGCUCGUAAGAGAGUCUCACCCAGUUAAGACACUUGCCAUCAGUAAAUGCAUAAGUUCCAGGAGCAUAAUUACACCAUUCAGCCCAUCAAGUCUACUCCGCCAUUCAGUCAUGGCUGACCUAUCUUGCACUCUCAAUCCCAUUCUUCUCCCCACCUCCCCAUAAAUUAGAAUUGGUCGUCCUUGACUUCAUUUUAAGUAUUCAUCACAAGCAACAAAAAUCGAUUGUUCAUUUUAUUAUUUUACAACAUUUCUCAAUAGUUAGUUUCUCAAUAAAUGAUUGUUUUUCUCAAUAAAUCUCCAACUAGUUUGAGCAGAGACGACAACAUCAAAAGCCUUCAAGCCAAUUUGUAUUAAAUAAGUAUUUUGAAGGUUUGUUAGAAUAGCCCUAAUUUUUCUAUGUGACUCCAAUUUUCUUUUGUGUUUUGGGCUGACAUUUUACAACAACUGAUUCCUUAAAUUGGGUACAAACUAUGUGUCCUAGAAUUUUCCUUGUAACACCGGGUUUAAGCCAUUACCUGCAGUUUUGGGACCCUGAUUUGAGAACUAUAUUCUGCACUCUGUGAACAAUUCUGAGUUAAUUGCAAAAUUGGCAAUUGAUAAUAAAUGCGCAUCAUCAGAAUGUCUGUAUUGAUAUAGUCCUGCUAUCAGUAUACCAAUGCUAUGUGGUAAACGGUGUAUGAAAUGAUCAUAAACGGACACAAAAUGUUGGAGUAACUCAGUUGGUC
Molecule: messenger RNA, 3691 nt
Organism: Leucoraja erinaceus (little skate)
Lineage: Eukaryota; Metazoa; Chordata; Chondrichthyes; Rajiformes; Rajidae
Product: calcium-activated chloride channel regulator 1-like
Exons: 14
Coding region: 36-2993 (985 amino acids)
Biological process (GO): chloride transport
Molecular function (GO): intracellularly calcium-gated chloride channel activity
Source: RefSeq, a predicted model, not a curated record